AUGUCAUCACCUGUUAGUGACAUGAGCAACGUGACGCUCACUCUUCCUGCUUUGAAGCGAUCAAGAAGUGCUAACAUCGGUGUCAUUACCCGAUCGGAAAAUGCCGUCUCAGCAAUCUUCAACAAAGAGGCAUCUGCUCUAACCUACAAGGAAAUUGGAACUCUCAAGGCCAAUCUCACGAUGUGCGAACGAAAGAAAAAGGAACUGGAAGAGCUUAAUCAGCAAAUUUCAAAUGUUCUAAACGAUGAUGAAGAUGCACUUGAAGUUGAAUUGGAAGAAGCUGAGAAAAUCUACCUUCAAGUAGAUUGUUUGAUGGAAAUGAUCACAACUAUGUUAGAUGACCGAGGAAAAUAUUCAACUAAAUCGGUCAAAGAUGACGACAGCGCAAGCGGAACAGGAUCCUACGAAUCCACUUCCCAACGUGGUGCUGGCCGAAACCAAGAUACUUGCCUGAAGUUGCCGAAACUGAAUUCGCCAACAUUUAGCGGAAGGUAUGAUCAAUGGCUACCUUUCUUAGAUUCCUUUGAUGGAGCAGUUCACUCAAAUGCAUCGCUGUCUGAUGUUCAGAAACUGCAACACCUAAAGGGUGCCCUCAAGGAUGAACCGUUUCGUUUGCUAUCCUACUUGCCUACUACAAACGCGAACUACUCAGUCGCAAGGGAACUUCUAAAGGAUCGAUAUGCUGAUGUCAAGAUGAUCUCACACGCUUACUUGGAAGUAAUUUUUGAAUUUACUCCAAUGAAGCAUGAGUCAUCCGCUGCAAUACGUCGGUUGAUUAAUACCUACACGGAAAACACGAUGGCACUGACAGGUUUUGGACUAAAAAUUGAUCAAUGCCAUUUGAUCUGGGUUCACGUUUUGGCCAAGAAAUUGGAUCCUGAAACUAGAAGACAAUGGGAACUUUCCUGCGCGGGAUGUGACGUGCCAAAAAUCAAACAGAUGAAGAAGUUCUUGGAGGAACAAUCUCGCGCCCUAGAAGCUACGAAGGACCUCCACUUACCUUCAAUUCAUAGAAAAAAUCAUCAAGGAAAUUCAGACCAAUCUGGAAACUCUAAGAAAGAUGACAAGGUACAGACAUACCCCACGAACUCUGCUAAGACGAUCAUCUGCCCAUGCUGCAGUGGUGAUCACCGCGUGUAUCAAUGCACAAAAUUUCAGGAAAUGUCUAUUUCCAAUAGAAGACAAGAAGCCAAAUCAAAGCGAUUAUGCUUCAUUUGCCUGUCCCUUGGACACCAAAAUCAUGAGUGCAAGUCGAAGUGCCAAACCUGUCGAAAGGGUCAUCACUCGUUACUUCACAUCCAUACAGACCCAAACAAGCAACCGGGACCUGAAAUUAAGUUUGCGGGUCACGGGGGUACUACCGGUGCCACUACCAUACUGGGAACUGUAUUAAUUGAGGUGAAAACUGCAAAUGGCGGUUAUCACAAUUGUCGAGCCUUACUGGACAACGGAUCUGAAUGCAGUUUCGUUACAACCAACUGUGCUAACCGACUCAAGCUACCAAUCAAGAAAUUGACUCUUCACUUAACUCGAGUUCGCGGAGGAGCAAAAACUGUGAAAUCUGGUUCUGUCAAUCUGGAAACAAAGGAUUCUCAGAAUCAAUCUCUUCAUAUUGAAGUCUUCACUCUUCAAAAACUUUCUGGCUACCUGCCCAGAGAACGGGUGAACAUGCCGAACAGUUUGGAUAUCACACGUCUUAAGCUCUCGGACCCAGACUUUGAUAAGCCAAAGGAAAUCGAUAUAAUCCUAGGCUGUGAUGUCUACAACGACAUUGAAGAUUCCACUACCACAAAGCUAAGUGUAGUUUUCGACGGAUCUGCAACAACAUCAUCCGGACAAUCACUCAACGACACUUUGAUGGUUGGUCCCACGGUACAAGACGACCUCUACUCGAUAAUCAUGCGCUUCAGAGUUUCACAAAUACAAGAGACCCUACCCAGAAGUGAUUGGAAACACGUGCCAACAGCAGUAAAUCCAGCUGAUUUAGCCUCUCGUGGUGUAUUAGCUGACACAUUAAUAUCUUCCUCACUCUGGUGGAAUGGACCAGAUUGGCUGACCAAGGAUGAAAGGCACUGGCCCAACCUACCACUAUCUCUAGUUGAAGCACCUGAAAAACGAACCGUCAAAGCCAAGGUUAAUGCAGAAAACCAAGAAAUAAACUUCAAAUCAGAGCUAAUUUGUCUGAAGGUGAAAAAGGAGCUGAGUAAAACAUCGAAACUACUCAAUCUUAGUCCGUUUUUCGACAAGGAUUACGAUCUACUAAGAGUUGGAGUGUUGCUGGCAGCGCUUCCACGCAGAUUCUACCAAGGAAAGUCGAGUUUGCAUCUCCGCAUAGUACAUGCAGCAGACCCUCUCUUCGUCGCAGAGAGUCAGAGCUGCAUGGCACCACGCACAUGGAAGAUACAAACUUUUCCCCUUCUCAAGAACACCAUAGUGGACCAGUUUCUUCUGCUGAGAACCAAGGUUCCUCAGAUACUUAGCAGCAUCAGUGAACCCCAUCUCCGAAUCAUUGCUACCGGCCAGGCGUUCAAGUUCACCAGAGAGAUUAACUUCAGAUGUCAUCAGGCACAACUUUCGGCCCCCCAGAAGGCACAAAACAGCAUCAUCUUCCUCAUCCAAGUCUUGAUGGAAAGUCCGGAAGGACGAGGACUCUACAAAAAUACCUUGGAGAAGAGAAGAAAGACCUGCUUUGGCCAUCUGGACUGA
Molecule: messenger RNA, 2706 nt
Organism: Symsagittifera roscoffensis
Lineage: Eukaryota; Metazoa; Xenacoelomorpha; Acoela; Convolutidae
Exons: 5
Coding region: 1-2706 (901 amino acids)
Source: RefSeq, a predicted model, not a curated record